CCCCAUGUUCAGAUGUGGAUGUGAGAAAAAGGCCAGCAACAAUGUGACAGACAACACAAACGCGCCGCUCCGACCAGCGAACGAGCGGCUCUCCGUGUUCUUCUGAGGCACACACACACACACACACGCACAGCUGCGGGCUCAGUGUGUGUGCAACAAGGCGAGCAGCACCAAAAAUGGACCGAGCACCACCACCACCACCAUCAUCAUCAUCAUCAUCUCCUUCAUCUGCCACUGAGGACCGACACAGUUUUUAAGGGUCCUUUUUAUAUCCUCGCACACACACGGACAUGAAGGAAUAGGAGCGUCAGUUGAGGCCCUCCAGCUGACUUCAGGGCAAAGUCGUGGCUGCGAGGCUUUGCUGCUGGUGGGCCAGUCGAUCAGGCGCGUGUGCGAGUGAGAGCUAAUGAAGUCCAGUAUGAGGCAGUGGCGGAGGCUGGUGCUGGCCGGGAUGCUGGCCUGGGUUCUCCUCUUCCUCGGCCUCCUCUCUUACUUCCUGGAUGCUCGCGUGGACGAGCCCCUGACCUCUGCUGGCUCUUUACUCUCCCAGCACCCCGACACUCGCCGCCUGGCCUCCAUACAGGCCUCCCAUCAACAACUCGCCCACAUCGGCUCCCGACCUGAACCGGCUUUGGCGGCGACGACAACCAACGCCGGGGACGAGCCAGAGCUGGAGCCCUCUGCCAGCCCCAUGACCCCAGAGUCCAGCCUGGAGGUGAGCCGCAGCCCCAACAGUGCUCCAUAUGUCACCUACGGUAGCCAGGAAGCCAGUCGCCAGGAUUACCUGGACCCCCAGAGCCUGGCUGCCUGGUCCUCCUUUGGCACAGAGAAUGUGGACUCUCACCCAGAUCCCGCGGUCCAGAGUCGCGAGAGAACAUCUCAGACCGCAGAGUAUCCGAACCACGUCAGCUCCGCACACCACCGCGGUGGUGCCGGUGGUGAGGAGGAGGAAGAAGAAGAAGGAGAGAAGGAAAAUGAAGAUGAAGACCUGCGACACAGAAUGAGAGCGGCAGCACACAGGAGGGCCGGCGGCGACUCCUCUGAUCUGGAGGAAUAUUACUUCUCAAAGUCGGUCUCUGUGGUGCAUCGGCUGUGGCGGGGCGACGUGUCCGCCAACAUGCUGAGUCCUCGGCUGCAGCGCUCCAUGAAGGACUACCUGAGCGCCAACAAGCACCACGUGUCCUACCAGGGGCGUCGCAAGGCCGCCCAGAGUGCCAAGGAGCUGCUGUGUCAGAUGAAAGCGCAGGCCCAGCUGAGGACGGUGGACGGCUCGGAGCAGCCCUUCUCCUCGCUCGGCUGGGCUCGCCUCGUGCCCUCGUCCCCGCUGGAGCGGCGGGAGCAGAGCAGGUUCAGGACGUGUGCCGUGGUCACCUCAGCCGGAGCCAUCCUGCGCUCAGGACUGGGCAAAGAAAUCGACACUCACGACGCAGUCCUGCGCUUCAACGCUGCGCCUACAGAGGGGUACGAGCGCGACGUGGGGAACAAAACCACCAUUCGCAUUAUCAAUUCGCAGAUCUUGGCCAAUCCUAAGCAUCGCUUCAACACGAGCUCCAUCUACAAGAACGUGACUCUGGUGGCCUGGGACCCUGCGCCGUACACCGUCAACUUACACAAGUGGUACACCAGUCCCGACUACAACCUGUUUGGUCCGUAUGUGGAGCACCGCAAGCUCCACCCCGACCAGGCGUUCUACAUCCUCCACCCCGGAUACGUGUGGCAACUCUGGGAUGUGAUUCAGGGCAACACUCAGGAGAACAUCCAGCCCAAUCCACCCUCAUCUGGCUUCAUAGGCAUCCUCCUGAUGAUGACGCUCUGCGAGCAAGUCCACGUCUACGAGUACAUUCCCUCCAUGAGGCAGACGGACCUGUGCCACUACCACGAGCGCUACUACGACGCGGCGUGCACGCUGGGCGCCUACCAUCCUCUCCUGUACGAGAAGAACCUGAUCCAGCGGAUCAACACGGGCCCCGAGAGUGACCUGAGGAGGAAGGGCCGCGUCACUCUGCCGGGCUUCAGCACCAUCAACUGUGACAUCUGAGAAACAUGGAACCUGACUGUGUUCACACUCGACAUGACGCAAACGCACUGGGCCUUUCCCCCCCCUCCGCCACCUGCCCCCCCCCCCCCCCUGCUGGCUGACUGAGGGAGAGGUGCAAUAAAGCCGCUGGAGACGCGAAGCCUGAAAACAACAAGAUCCGGAUCAGACCCAUGAAGAACAUAAGCCAUACUCCUCGAGGGAAGGAUCAGUGCGGAGGCUUCUGUAGGAACUUGUUCUUCAUCAAGAUGGUUUAACCGGACCGGAGACUUCCAGGAAACGUCUCCAACGUAGAUGAAAAAGAAAAAAAAAGAAGUUUCUCUCUGCUUUAGCUGAGCCACGUUAGCUGUGGAGCUGACUAGGGUAGCAACAGAUCCGUGUUUUUAGGUAGACAUGUGACUUUUCAAUAAGUGGGUGUGUUUCGACCGUGUACAAUGUGUGUUUUUCAAAUAGUAUGGAGUGGAUUCUCCACUAAAGGGAAAUGUCCACUUGUCACAGUGGAUAUUUGUGAUUUCUAUUUCAUUUUUUCCCCCCUUUCUUGCUGGUGCAACGGCAGCAACGACUGUAGCCGGCGCUCCUCUCCGAUUCCUCUGAUGAGAUCAGACACUUGUGUCGAGGGUUUUAAUUCCACGCUACUGAUUUCACGAUAGCUCUCCUGCAAACUCGCAAUCACCAGGUAGUUGCUGCUUGUUCACAUGAUUCUGUCAAAGAAAACGUCUGAGUAUAGACUUUCUUUCUUUUUGUACUGAGGGGUAAAGUAAACGGGGCCAAAUCGGAGCGUCAGAGCUCACCGGUGCUCAGAGCAGCCGUAUUCCUGUGCCUACUGCUCGGCUGAAUGCUUCCCUCGUGACUGUUUGGACACACACUGUGGGGCGGGGCGGGGGGGCAGUCGUCUGUAGAGUUUGGCUCGAUCUGUUGCGUGUUUGCCGGGGGGGGGGGUGUUUGGGGUUCCCCACCAUUGUCUGCUCACUCUUUAUUGAAUGUAAUUUCACCACUGUGUGGCCACAAGGAGCUCGAUCAGUGCAGCGCCGUCUCCUCAGUGCAGGAUUAUUCCUUCUGUCAUGUAACUUCCUGCUGUAAUCGUCUCAUAUUUUCUCCCCCGAAUCCUCUAAUAUUGGUUUGUGGCCGAGUGGAGAUGACUGCAGAGGAGGAAUUUAAAUUUGCUUUGUCUAGGGAGCAGUUAUUUAUGUUUACAGGAGAAUUAGGGCCACAUCUGCGACGAGCUCUGGAGGUCGGCUGGUGUUUGUUGCUGUAGAUAGAAGCGGUCGGUCGGUUCGGCCGGUCGGUCGGUGGAAAAUCUUGCCUAAAUCAGAGAUUUUUUACUACUAGUUGUGCUAUUUUAACAAAAUGUGCUCGUGCCAUUGGUUUGUGGUUUUGAUAUAAGAUGUGAAAAACGUGUUCGGACAGAAACGUUACUGUGAAUUGUCUUAUGAAUAACAGGGAAGAGGAUGGCUUAUAGUCGCGUUGGUUAGAGUAGUGCGUGCGUAGAUGAUUCUGGGGUUGGUAUCAUCCAAAAAAAUCUGUCAGUAAUAGUACAAAAUAAAAAAAAAGUGUCAUAACUGUGGCCAAAGUUUUUAAUACGUAAAAAAAACCUCCUUCCUGUCGUGUUAUUUUAUAUUAAAAAAACGGACAUAACUGUAUAUCAUGAUGACAUUCUUUUCUUUUUGUUUAUUUGUCCUUCGAUAGUGAAAUAUAAGGAAUACUCCGAUAGAUCGUAGUAACGACUAAUUCAGUGAAUUACACGCGUGGCAAAAGUACUUCAUCACAUUGAUGCAAAAAAAAAAAUCAGGCAAAAAUUCCCGAGUAUCGUCAAAAAAAUAAGAAGCAGAUUUGCAGCAUCUUCCACGACUUCCUGAAGAUACUGAAGAUGCAGUAGGAGCGGUACAGAUGUACAACAUGACAACACAGUGUAUGCUGUACUUCUGUACGUAUACUGUAUAUACAUGUGUAUAUUAUUAUCAUUAUUAUUAUUAUUGUAAUUAAGGCAUUAAUUAGGCCUGGUUUACACCGGACACUCCCUGCUGCGUCCUGUCAUGUUUUCAGUGCCCAUAUUUACAGAUUAGAGCAUCGGUCUCAAACUCAGAAGACCUAAUCUGGACAUGAGCCGUACAAGGUUUAUAUUUCAGACUGACACUAUGGAUCCCAAGUGGGUUUUUCCAUUGGUUUCCAUGGCGGCUCCAGCCGUGUUCGGGCCUGUUGCCUAUGGAACCAUAUGGGACCUGCAUGAUUUGCCCACUAAGUGCACUUACCAGGCUACAUGAUUGGGUACUAUAAGGCUUGAAGUGGGCAAACACAGGUGGUGCCACCAUGGAAACCAUGGACAAACCCGCUUGGGGCCCAUAUUGGCAGCCCCAAUAUAAUCCUUGUGGGGCCCACAUGGACAUGCUGGUUGUGGUCGAGUGGGAAAAAAAGUGGAAAAUGAUGUCAUGGUAACGCAAUAAAAGUAUCUGUAAUGCUAGAUAUUUCCCAGAAUUCAACACAAUAAGUGUCUGUGUUGAUAUGGAAGAAUAUACAGUUAAAAAAAUACAGUGAAAUUAAUCUGUGAUGAAAGGAAACAAACAUCAUUUUAACUUGAUAUGAAGUGGCGGGCCACAUGAAAUCGAUUGGAGGGCCACAUGUGGGCCGCGGGCCGCGAGUUUGACGCGCGUUUCAUGCUUUAUUGUUGUUUUUUUAAAUAAAAUGUGGUGUCUUGCCUGUUUUUCCUCGCGCGGUUUCCAGCACAAACAUGUGUGAGACGCAGCAGCGGCGGCAGCGACGCACACGCCACGUGUGUCUGUCUUCUUACUGACGUUUGAUAUCCAGCCCCAGUUUCAGGUUUUAGAGGAUUAGGCUUUUGUGAGCAUGUCUUUAAGAAGGAGAGGGGGAAAAAAACCGCAGGUUCAAGGAGUCAUUUUCAGGUUUUGACAUAAUAACUAAAUGUGUUUAGUGCUUGUGAUUGUAACACACUGAAGGUGCGUAAAAAAACCCCCGGGACAUUAUUCUUAUUACUGUACAUGCGUGUUUCUAAUAACUUCACCAGACGCACAGCAGAGCAUGCACGUGGAGAUCAGGGCUAAGAGUCUGAAACUGUCUGUGCUGUGACUGUGCCGACCAUCGCCAUCCAUGUUGUGGGAGGAGAUUGUACUACAUAUUUUCUUUCAUUAAAUGGUGUUAUUAAGGAUUUCAAUGCAUGAUUGUGUGUGUGUGGGGGGGGGGGGGAAUCAGAUCUUUGGCGGCAACCUGAGUAAGCGUGAAUCCCCCGCGGUAUCUUUGUCUCUGUUUGUGGCGCCAAAUUCCUCCUUUUUAAUUAAAGUCUUGGACCUCUCUCUCUCUCUCUCUCUCGGUGCUGCCGCCUGCUUAUGGGUGACACAUAACUUGAGUAUAAAGCAACCUUUUUAUUGCCAGUUUUUAAUUCAGGACGUUGUUGUGACAUUGACACAACAGUGAGGUGAGAAAACGCGUUCGGAGACACUGGAUGACAUUUUUAAUUCUUUAUUUCUUUGCCUCCGUCUCUCUGCUCUUUUCCUCCCAUGCGUUGUUUUUAUUCGAUAUUGUGGGAAUGGCUGCAUCGCACACUGCCUCCGAAGGAUUGUUUGUCGAAGGGGUUGAUUUGAUUUGAUUGUUUUGUUUUAGCUACAGUUCCCCCGCUGCAGCCGCCUGCAGUGACCCCUGAGUGAGGAAACUGGGGGGGAAGAAAGAAGACGCAUCCACACCUGAACACACUUAGUGAAGAGUGAAGGUUGUGUUUCACUCUCAAACAGCCUUAGGGUGUUCUUCUUGACUUUGAUUUGUCAGUGAAUUCUCUUCUUCCUACUUGAAUUAAUAUUUUAAAAAAAAAAAAGAAAA
This is a messenger RNA of Solea solea (common sole), 5860 nucleotides long. It is a transcript of the gene st6gal2a, whose product is annotated as ST6 beta-galactosamide alpha-2,6-sialyltranferase 2a. The transcript has 7 exons. The coding region runs from base 407 to 2038 and encodes 543 amino acids. The record is from RefSeq and is a predicted model, not a curated record. Gene Ontology annotation, molecular function: sialyltransferase activity. Lineage: Eukaryota; Metazoa; Chordata; Actinopteri; Pleuronectiformes; Soleidae.